Messenger RNA from Lethenteron reissneri (Far Eastern brook lamprey), 5971 nucleotides. It is a transcript of the gene TMEM38A, whose product is annotated as transmembrane protein 38A. The record is from RefSeq and is a predicted model, not a curated record. Gene Ontology annotation, cellular component: membrane. Gene Ontology annotation, biological process: potassium ion transmembrane transport. Lineage: Eukaryota; Metazoa; Chordata; Hyperoartia; Petromyzontiformes; Petromyzontidae. Gene Ontology annotation, molecular function: identical protein binding; potassium channel activity.
CCCACUACGGAAAGCGCGGUGGGGUGCACUGGCACGCGCGAGCGAUCGGCUUUGCCAAUUUACGAAUCGCGAAAAACCUGUGGCCGGUCGCGACUGGGGGCUGCUGUUGCGUGGAUAGCGAGACAGAGACACAGAGACGUCUUAGCUACUCGUAGAGACAGGGACACAGAUACGUCUUAGCUACUCGUAGAGACAGGGACACAGAUACGUCUUAGCUACUCGUAGAGACAGGGACACAGACGACUUAGCUACUCGUAGUAACCGGGGCAAGCCGGCUGCGGGAGUUAAAUUUUUUGUGUGUUGGUCGAACGACCCCCUUCACUUGAACGGCGCCCGAGUGAAUCUCGCGAUUUCAAGAGAACAAACAAGAGAGCGAUGGGGCUGAUGUCGGACUUCGGGUUGGAGGACGUGGCUGGACAGUUCGCGAGGUUGCCGAUGUUCCCGAUAUUCGACCUGAUGCACUACACCCUCUCCAUCAUGUACCUCAAGCACGAAGCAGGCGUGGUGGACCUGUCCCGCAGGAGCCCCAUCACCUGCUGGGUGUGCAGCAUGUUGUGCUGCUUCGGAGGGGGGAUGCUGGCGGCCGCGAUGCUCGGGGAGCCCAUCCUAGACCCCUUUGAGAGCAAUAUCAACGUCUUCCUCGCCUCCGUCAUCUGGUACAUGAUCUUCUACUUCCCCAAAGACCUCUACUACCGCCUGUGCUCGCUGCUGCCCGUCAAGCUGUUUGUGGUGGCCGGCAAGGAGGUGACGCGCGUGCGCAAGAUCGCCGCCGGCGUGGCGCACGCGCACCACGUCUACAAGCGCGGCUACGUCGUCAUGGUCGCCGUCGGCAUCGCCAAGGGUGCCGGGAGCGGACUUCUGGCGAACCUGGAACAGCUGCUGCGCGGAGUCUGGAAACCCAACACCAACGAGCUGCUCAACAUGUCCUUUCCCACUAAGGCGACGCUGCUGGGAGCCGUUCUCUUCACAGUAGAGGCCGCCGGAUGGCUGCCACUCUCCGAGGAGUUCCUCAUCCUGAUCGUCACCAUCUUCCUCGUCACCACAAAGGUGAUGCUCACGGCCAUGCACUCGCACGCCUCGCCCUUCGACCCCAUCGAGACGCCGCUGUGCGGCUUCCUCUUCGGCGCGGCGCCACCCGACUCGGAAGGCCACGGCCACGGGCCAUCGUCGGGCCCCGCCGCGCCGGCCCAGCAGGGCAAGGCAGAGCCGACGGAACCGGCGCUGCGCAAGCGCAAGAGCAAGAAGGCGGAGUGAGGUGGUGCCGUGCGCCAGCUCGCGGAGAAACAUUGCCGCCGCUGCCGCCAGCGCCGUCGUCGUUUUUUGUUGUUGAGCGACGAGGUCGGUCGUUCAGGUAGCGCGGUUCAAACCCCCCUCCCCCCCCCAUCCCUCCUGCGCAAACAACUCCAGCGUCAGUGGAAAGUUAGGGUUGCCGCGAUGUGGCGAUGCUACGGUACGUUACACGAUAUAGGAUUCACGAUAGUCGAACCGUCAAUUGGGAAAAAUGUUGCCCAAUCGUGAAGAUCGUGGCUCACUUAAUUUACGCUAAAAGUUUACAUUUCCUGACAAUUUAUGUGAAAUAACGAUAAUCAAAAGUUCACGAUCAUAAUAACAGAAAAGCACUAAUUACCUGUUAAGUUAGCGCUUUGUGAAAUGCUUUCCACAAUAAUUGACGGCACGGCGGUUAUGAGCGUUGCGCAGUAGAUUGUAGAGUUCCAACGAUUUGAGGAGAUGUAUGGCAGGAAUAUGUUGAGUGAACUACUGUUUAGUAAUUAUCAAUGGACAUUUAUUCGUACUUUAAGUACAUACAAACAUGAGACGGUAAAAUAUUUGAAAUUCAUUUACCCAAUUAAUGGGAACUGAUACACAUAAAUAAUUGUGAAGUUGAAUACCGUAUCAAAUCGUGUAGGAUGAUAUCGCGGCAACCCUGGUAAAGAAAACCUUGUCUGUUUGCAUGAAUGAUUAAUGUUCCUUUGUUUUUCUUAAGAUCACCACUACAGCACAGGCAGCAAAGGAGUUGUGUGCAACGUUUGUUUUUCGUUCACCUGUUGUGCCAUGUGAACAGGGCUACGUUGAAAGUAACGAUCCGUCGAUUAAUAUAUUCUCUUACACUUAACGGCACGCGGUCAGGCACACACACGGAAUCAUACGUGUUAGAAUCGGUAAUUCAUGGGCCCGAUGAAAUUCUAGACAGAAUUGUCCAAAAAAAUUGCCGACAAAAAGGAUCGACUGUUAUGUUGAAUCGCGACGAUUAAUGAUUAGAGGCCACGGAGUAUUAUGAGUUGUUACCUGCCUAUGAGUUGUGUUGUCUCCCAGCACCACUGUAGGUGCGUGCGGCAGCAGUAAGGCAGCACCGUCUGCCUCUGAGACUCCAUGCUUAUUCUUACACUUUGCAGAACUCGUGUUGUAGUGCAGCUACCUCUGCAGGCGGAUUAUAUGUCCACAAUUGGGGGGGAGGGGAGAAUGGGGGGGGGGAAUCACAUGAAUCGUCCUAUUGAGUGGGGGCAGUUCAAUGAAUUGUGGGCUGGAGUGUGAUUCUAAACUUGUCGAGAGCUGAGAUUUAACACACAGGAGUGCAAAGAAAUAUUGGCCAAUUCCAUAUAGGUGGUGGCAUCGGUGAAGUUAACGUGCUAAGUUUAAAUGUUUAAGCACAAUGGUUUCUGUGCAUCGCUGUCUUGCAUAGUUAACAAAGCGUACGACUCAUAAAAUCACUGACGUUGAGUUUGUUUGUUGAAAGGCAUUCAGCUGGCAAAGGGGAAUUGAGUUUUUUUCGAGUGGUGAAGUGUCGCCACCGGGUGUGUGACUGGCAUGUCGUGGAGGUUAACCCGGUAGCUCAGAGGUCAGGGACACGGGACAACGGGUUCCAGUCCGUGUUUAAGUCAGCCGUGGUUUUAAACUGGUUUCUCAAGCGUAGAGAGUUGAUGGCCUACUCCCAGCCACAAAUUACUGAACAAAGCAAUAUAUAUAUUUUUCACCUGGUAUGGCACAUUAUAGCUGUUAAAAAUUCAACAUUUUGGUUGAAAUGCCAUUGUGACUUAACGCUCUUUUGGAGGGCAUAUAAAGGGUUUGUUUUAGAUAAGACGCCUAGGCAAGUGACUGAAGUGACUUCAAAAGUAGUUGCGAUGUACUCCGGGGGCUGUUCUGCGAUGACACAAUGUGAUUUCACUCAUCUCUCUUGUGAGCUUUCCUGAUGGAGAUCUCUGCAUUAUCAUGGCAUGAAUAGCUCAAUUGUAAAAUAAUCAUAAUUUACAGUCUGUUGUCAAUCCACUGCUGUAUGAAGGCCUUCUCCAUGCUGCACCCUGUCAGUUAUGGAGGUUGUUUGAUCAUACUUCACCAUGCUGGUCAGUGCAGGCUGGUGAAGGUGUGUGGAGAGGGGCAGAAAUGGUUCGGAUAUCUCUGGCCACUGAUAAUGCUGUCCGUGGCCGGGAAAUGACCUCAAUUUGACUGGGUUCAUAGCGCGUCGCUCCAACCAGGGCGCCACCGACGCUGUACCCAAUUUAAAUGUAAUUUGGAUUCAGAAUAUUAAUUGAGUGAAAUGUUGAUGCCCGUUUAUUAUAGGUCUUGUGGGAUGAACACAUUUUCAUCUUGAAUUAUUCUGGGAAAUUUCCUUUACGGGGUUCCUCUGUGCCUUUUAAGCUUCAUCUCUUUCAACUUGGAACGACACUUAAAGGACGUAAUGUAGAAACAUAAUUGCCGUUUUUUUCUACCGUGAGGUAGACUCACGAAUUAAGUAUUUGUAAAGGUUUGCAGUGGGGACCUAUGAUGUUUUAGAAAGGCAAAAUUAAUGACAUAAUUCAGGGGGAAAAAAGUAUUGAAGCUGUGUUUAAACAUUGUCAUCUUUUCAUGGAUAAGAUAUAUUUUUUGCACUGAUAAAAUAUUUUGUAGGAACAGUACUUAAGCAAUAUAUGCACAUUUUUAAAUUCACUAAUGUCAUGGCCAGAUAAAUUGAAAUGUUUCAUCAGGAUUUCGUUUUUUUCUAUGUAGACGUUUAUAAGCCAUCGUUUGUAAGUAGAUAUUUUUACUAAACGUUUAAAUCUUGGCACGCUGACAACAAAAUAUCUGCGAAACGUAAGCAAGGUGCCCUCUAUACAUUCGCAGCGGCUUUAACUGAGAUUAGCAAAUGCAGGUGAUCAAAAUUAUGAACUAUUAUUUUUUGACAGAGAUCAAUAUGUAUAUGAAAUUGCACAAGUAGCUGGCGAUGAUUAAAACACCCGGGGUGAUCAACAGGCAUUGUGGUAUUUAUUGCCUGGUGUUUGGCCUUGCAUAACUACUUUAGUUAUUUUUCGAUUUAAAGCUUUCGUGACUGCAGGGAUUAAUCUUCUUGGUUCUUUCGGUAAAGUCACGUAGAAGGGAAAUAAUAAAAUAAUAAAAAUAAAACAUCGUGAGAAUUGUAUUUUAUUAUGUUUUAUUUUUAUUAUUUUAUUAUUUCCCUUCUACGUGACUUUACCGAAAGAACCAAGAAGAUACUUUAGUUAUUUUUUGUGAUUUGUUUAUCAAAAAGAGGGGAGGGUGGUGGUGGGGGGGGUGACCCUCUGUUGACCCCCUGUUGACCCCCCCCCCCCUUCCUCUGGAGCACGGCAGAGGCAGCAAGCUUGUGAACCUGGCGCAGGCCUGCGGCUUACGACGACGCCGUGGAUCACGCUCUGUGCUCACGUUUUUUGCGUGUUUGGAAAACAUUUUGUGCAGCUUUAUUCGGGUUGCGUGGCUUGUAGGGCUUGUGGUAUGCGGCACUCACGCGCGCGUUGACGUGGCAAGUGUGAAAGUGCAACCGAAGGUCCCCCCCCCAACUGGUGUCGACUACGGUUGUACAAAAACCACGUGGGCUUUGUAGCGUGUCCGGUCGCCAAGUCAAGUCGGUUUUUCCCUCCCCCCCCCCCCCCACAACCUCCCCAAGCUCAAAACGAACGUCGUUGGGUGGUGCUAUUCAUGUCUGCUGGCGGUCCCGAAGCAGUGAUGGAGAAUAACAUUCCUAUCUUCACGGCCCACCCAGAUUCUCCACACAGAGAGACGGACACCGUGUUGGAAUGUCGAAAUUCCAUGUCGGGGGGGGGGGGGGGAACCGUAGAAAAUCUUGACUGAAAUGAGACAACGUUAGAUUUUGAAGCAAAUUCUUACUCGUAGUCUCUGUAAAAUGAGCUUGGUAUCCUGCUUCUUGGCUAACCCUAGACCUAUGGCUAAUCAUAGCCCUAUCUCUAAGCCCUCAUCAAGCCCGAGUUCUAUGCCACUGAUAUGCCCAAUACCAUGCGAAUCGUAGUGUCUGAUUUGGAGAGCGAGUGUCCUCUUUGUUAGCACACAAUGUCGAGAUUCGCUUAGCCUCACCCGCUCUCAUGGACAGGGUGAUCCACGUAUAGACACCCCAACAAUGUUCAAUGUACCUUUUAGUUAAAAUUGCCAUUGAAGCUGUAAACAAAUCGCACCGGCUACAAGGCGUAUCUCGAGAGGGUUAACACAUGUGUAAUACGUCUCCAUACUGAGAUUGGUGGGAGACACGCAGAGGCUUUGAAAAUUAAAAUGCUGCCGUCUUACAUGGUUUUUUUUCAUUCUAGCGGGGUGUCUCUAAAUGGAUCGCCCUCUGUAGAGUAUCCGACUUUUAAUUGCCACGCUCAUGGCCACGUGUAGUGACUGCACUCGAUCUUGUCUCACCCUUGGAGCGCAUUGCAUUCGACACGACCGACGUGCACCCUCGUGACCUGUGCCGUCUGCCACUUAGGGCCUUAAUGGAUUUAAUUUUUAUGCUCGGUGAUGGCGUUGAUUAUUGGUAUGCUGGCACGCGAAAUGCAUGUGCGCAAGGUUUUUUUUUGCUUUGGUGUGAAUUUAUGUGUUUUGCCUGUUCGGGUUAAUUGCUGAAUGUGAAUGUUUCAUGUAGAUUGUAGUAAGUUAACUAACGGAGUUGACAUUUUAUUUAUUGAAAUUUAAAUAAAAAAGGUGCAUUUUUGAAAUUGUCAAGUCAGAAAAUAAAAAAGGAUUGUCUUGG